CAUAAUGAUACAUAUACAUAUGAUAAUCGGAUUAUUCCAUUACUUCGUCGUAUGUCAAAUCUUGAACAAUUACUUUUAUGUCUUACUAUUAGAAAUCAUAAUGGUUUAAUUGAUGGUACUCAUCUUCAAAAUGAAAUUUAUAGUUAUAUGCCAUUUCUUAACAAUUUUGCAUGCGAUAUUCGUACACGAAAUUUAAAUUAUGGGUUAUUACCAAUUUUAUCGAAUGAUGAUAUUCAACAAACUCUUUCUAAUAUUAGAUAUGGACCAAUGAUUGGUAGUAUACGAUAUUUUUUAACAAAUAGUGUGCUUUGUCAUGUCUUUACACUUCCAUUUGCAUUUGAUCGUUUACAAUAUCUUACAAAUAAUCUUCCAAAUGUCUUAUUUGAUCGUGUUUGUUAUUUGUCUAUAUUGGAUAUAUUAUCAUUUGAACAUGAGUUUUUUAUUCGAUUAUCUCAAGCUUUUCCAUUACUUAAACAUCUUACUGUGAUAAAUUUAACAGCACAACAAAAUAAUGAUCAAUCUUAUUCAAUUAUUGAAUUUAAAAAUCUUAAUUAUCUUAAUGUUAUGGCUGCAGAUAUUAGUUAUCUGGAACAAUUUUUACUUAAUACAAGAACAUAUCUUCCUUCGUUAAUUGAGUUACAUACCAAUUAUGGACACUUAAAAAAUGUAACAGAAGAUUUUACUAGAGAUGCUACACGAUUUAAUUGUACUAAAAUAAAGCAAUUAUAUACAGGAGUAAAUUUGAUGUAUUUAAAUGAAUAUUUUCAUUAUUUUCCUUUGUUAUCAAAUUGA
Messenger RNA from Adineta steineri, 792 nucleotides. The record is from the annotation of a GenBank genome assembly. Lineage: Eukaryota; Metazoa; Rotifera; Eurotatoria; Adinetida; Adinetidae.